CGCAGCCUCCUUUUCGAAGUCAUACCUAGCAUCAUUUGUCCAAGAUGGCGAACAACGAGCUUAGACAGCGUUUGUUGCAGCCUGAUGAAGAGGAGGCAAACCUUUCUUGGGAUCCUGAUAGCCUGCCAUUAAAAAGCAAACUCAAAUUAGCUAGAAAAGCUAAAGAAGAUCCAUUGUAUGUCUUCGUUUUAGAGGUCUUGGCAAUUCUCUUCACAAUAGCAGGGGCACUCUACUGUUGGUUUUACUUUGACAAUGUACACUUCCAUGUGUCCCAUGCAUACGCCCAUCUUGGCUACGAUGUGGCUCAACAUCAUGUUGGACAGAGAUAUUUACACGGUAAAGGAGUCGAUAAGCAUCCAGAAAAAGCAAUGGAAUGGUUCAGGAAAGCUGCGGACCAAGGACACCCUCAUGCUGCAUAUAAUCUGGCCAUUGGUCACCUAAAGGGCUAUAAAACUGAUUUGAAGCCAGGGGAGUCUCACCAGCUGAUCACACAUGCUGCUGCUAAUGGAGUCCAAGAGGCCCAUCACGUUCUGAACUCUGUGUGCACCAAAGGAGGGUGUCACUGAUCUCUACGGCUGUCACUCAACAUGCAUCUUGUGAAGUCUGUCAUAGAUGGCUUGUUGAUUGUUUUUUUUUUUCAAUUGUGAUUUGACUUUUUAAUAGUUACCGUAUUAAAUGUUUUAAACUCAAGUUUUUAAACAAAUUGAUAAUCAAAUUUAUAUAUCUACUUACUGUGAUAGUUUUUUUUUUCUUCUGUCUUUUUUUUUAUAUAUUUUUCUUGAUAAGGAAAUGUGGUUAAAUUCAGCUAACAGAUUCAGAUAAUAAUUUUUAUAAAAAUGUCCUUACCAAACAGCUAAAAUAUCUUUAGAGCAAUAAAUAUAUUGUCUGUAGGUGGCAAGCUUACAAACUGAACUAUAGUCAUGCUUUUCAAGAACUGCUCAGCGUUUAGGCUUUUUUUAUUUGUAAAGGCAUUUUACUUUUAUAUAGCAUCACUUAUCAGAUAAGAACUAGAAGGAAAUGAGAAGGCUUACACACUCGCCAAGAGUAGGAGAACUAACUCACUAAUAAACUCUGCACUCUAUCCAGAAGAAUUGAAGAAAUUAAUCGUAAAUAAAAUAAAUGAGAAAUGGACGAGCUCUCAUCCAAAUCACAAGAAAGAUGACGCUUACUAUAAGCUAUCCGGACAAGACAGACGUCUAAUCUUUCGACUCAGGACCAGACACAACAGAAUGCGACAACACAUGUACCGGAAGCUCAAAAUUGGAACCAGUGAAAUCUGCCCAUGUGGAGUAUCACCAGAGAAUUCAGACCACAUCCUCCAAAACUGCUCUCUUUACCAAGAGACCCGUAUAAGACACUGGCCCCUGAUUUGGAAACCACUGUGCAGUUCAUCUCAUGUAUUGGUCUACUCAUCUGAACAUUCCAACAUAACAAUGAGAACGAAGAAGAAGAAGACUGAUCAGAUAGUGUCUGCAGGCUGUACAUUGACCACUGUUGCAUUUUUUUUUUAAAGAAACAAAACCAUAAAAGUUAUUAACAUGCACAGUUUUAAAACAAACAUUUUUUUAGAUGUUCACUGUACACAAGUACUUUGUGUACAACAAACAUUUUUUUAGAUGUACACUGUACACAAGUACUUUGUGUACAACAAACAUUUUUUUAGAUGUACACUGUACACAAGUACUUUGUGUACAACAAACAUUUUUUUAGAUGUACACUGUACACAUGUAUACAACAAACAUUUUUUUAGAUGUACACUGUACACAAGUACUUUGUGUACAACAAUGUCUUUUGUAAUAUCAUUAAAUAGCUUAUGAAUUAUGAAAUUUUAAAGGCCUACAACUGUAGUAUUAAUAAGGAAAAUAUUAUAAUACCUUUUUUUUAAUUAACAAAAUUAAAGCUUACAUAAAGGGGAAACCUCCACAUUUACAGUCACAUUAUCUCAAUAAUGUAGUGUAAGACUUCAUUCCCUUUUUUAAAUGAAUUAAUUAACACUAUUUAAUUAACUAGUUGAAUAUUUUUUAUUGAUUCAUGUUUUGUUUGGAACAAUGAAUAAUUUAAGUUUAAACUUGAUUCCAGAAUGUUAAGUGGGAGAAAUAAAAAUGUCCAAAAUUUGUACUAGACACACAGAGUGUACCAGACACACAGAGUGGAUUAACAUAAGCUUUGCAAAACCCAAAAAAAAAAAAAAAAUUUUUUGAAGCAUGGAAACAUUUUCAAACUUGUGUAAAUUAUUCUCUGUGAUGCAUUUGAGAUGAAAUUUUUUAAUUUCUAAUGAAGAAUUUUUUAAAUGAAUAUCUUAUAGCUAAAGUUGUUUUCUGUUUGUUUUUCACAUCAUUAAGUCAGCUAAUUUAAGUAAGAUAUUUAUUUUUUCUAAAAUAUGUGUUCUCUUUAUCUAGUCAUUAUUUUUGUGUGUGGAUCUAAAAUAAAUUGUUCACAUAUAUCCUCAGGUAUAUAUUCGAUGCACAUUCCGUCCAAAGUGUUCUAUUAACAGGGUUAUAUAUGUUUUCUAUCCAGACUGCACUAACUGCUGAAAUCUAGAAGUUUUAUAAUCUGUCUUUUUUUAGUUGAAACUCUUUUUGAAUUUUAAGACAAGUGUUUUUGUCUUAUUUUAGUUCAAACUCUUUUUAAAUUUUAAGACAAGUGUAUUUGUCUUUUUUUAGUUGAAACUUUUUUCAAUUUUCUGACAAGUGUUACUGCUGAUAUAGUUGUUCACAAUAAAUAUAUUACACGUGAA
This is a messenger RNA of Biomphalaria glabrata, 2737 nucleotides long. RefSeq names its product secretory immunoglobulin A-binding protein EsiB-like. The record is from RefSeq and is a predicted model, not a curated record. The coding region runs from base 45 to 566 and encodes 173 amino acids. The transcript is spliced from 5 exons. NCBI's taxonomy places the organism in Eukaryota, Metazoa, Mollusca, Gastropoda, Planorbidae. Gene Ontology annotation, molecular function: protein binding.